Messenger RNA from Eimeria necatrix, 1299 nucleotides. RefSeq lists its product as hypothetical. The coding region runs from base 1 to 1299 and encodes 432 amino acids. Lineage: Eukaryota; Apicomplexa; Conoidasida; Eucoccidiorida; Eimeriidae. The transcript is spliced from 8 exons. The record is from RefSeq and is a predicted model, not a curated record.
AUGGCUUCCUCAACUGAUUUCAAAGUUUGUCAAGUGUGUAAAACGGAGCAGCACAAAUACGUUUGCCCGAAGUGCAAACUCCUCUACUGCUCCUUGCCCUGCUACAAGAAGCACAACUCGGACUGCGUGUCUUCUUUUUACGAGUCGGAGUUUGCUGCUGCUGCUGCUGCUGCUGCUCCCACUCUUCACGAGAAGAGAGAUUUCAAUAUAAAGCUGACGCGCUUCCACCUGCAGCAGCAGCAGCAAGAGCAGCAGCAGCAGCAGCAGCAGCAGCAGGUUGUUGAGGGUUUAGGGUUUGACUCCAGCGACGAGGGCGACACGGACACAGACACCGAUGGGGCCCAGCAGCAGCAGCAGCAGCAGCAGCAGCAGCAGCAGCAGCAGCAGCAGAUAGGGGAGGAGCGGCUGCAGCAGCUGCAGCAGCUAGCAGCAGCAAACGAGCUGCAGCUGCAGCACCUCACUGCUGCUGAAUCUGCUGCUUUCUUUUCCGCCCUCAAAAGAGGAGAGCUAGCCAAGUACCUCGAGCCCUGGAAACCCUGGUGGCUCUCAGGUUUGGAGUCGCGCGACCCUCCGCCCGCGUCUGCCGUCGCCGCUGUUGACCAAGUGCUGGAGUGGGCUACGGCAAACCCUAGAGGUUUGGAGGCAGACCAUUUUGCGGUUGUCGCUCCCCCGCUGGGGUGUACAGACGCCGAGUUCUCCGAAAUGUGUCUAACUGAUGCUGCAAAGCUGCUGGGGGUAAAGGAGUUUGCUGCUAAGGCAGCAGCAGCUGCUGCUGCACUAAUAGAGAGGUUCAAGGAACUUAUGCUGCAGCAGCAGCAGCAGCAGCAGCAGCAGCAAGGCAAGCAGCAGCAGCAGCAGCAGGGGGAGCAGCAGCAGCAAGAGGGAGAGCAGCAAGAUAAUGACAGCCCGCAGGCGCCCAGCAACAAACAACUGGCAAAGCUAGCGGUCAAGGCCGAGCUGGUUGUGCGCAAGCUGGGGUUUAUUGCUUCUGCUGCUUAUUACCACUGGGAAGAGCUGCUGCAGCAGCGGCAGCAGCUGCAGCAGGCGCUGCAGCAGCGCUGCAGCAUGCUGCAGCAGCUGCAGCAGAUUAAAAAGAAGAGGGAAGAGGCGCAACCCCGAGCCUUGGAUUCCUGCGGCAGCACUUCCCUUGCUGCUGCUUCCAAAAGCCUGCAGUCAGCCAAGCCUGUCAUUGUGGUGCCCAGCGGCAGCAGCAGCAGCAGCAGCAGCAGCCGCAGCAAAAGCAGCAGCAGCAGCAGCAGCUGCGUGGUCGAGGAGAGCUUCAAGCGCGAGGCCGAUUAG